Messenger RNA from Huiozyma naganishii CBS 8797, 1341 nucleotides. It is a transcript of the gene STD1, whose product is annotated as Std1p. Lineage: Eukaryota; Fungi; Ascomycota; Saccharomycetes; Saccharomycetales; Saccharomycetaceae. The record is from RefSeq and is a predicted model, not a curated record. The coding region runs from base 1 to 1341 and encodes 446 amino acids. The transcript has a single exon.
AUGUUUGUUUCACCGCCACCAGCGACUCUAAUGAGCCAAGUGCUUCAAAGGAAACAUUCAAAGAAAAAUUCAGACACACAAAGUAAUAACAUCGGCUUACAACCGAUUGUGGAAGAAAAUAAUUCAGAACAUUCUAUCAUGACGGGUGCACCCUCCAUGUAUGAUCCAACAGCACUCCAGCAGCAGCAGCUGAACAAAAAUGGCACUGAUUUUGUCAGCGCCCCACCAGAGUAUGCGGACAGAGCAAGGUCUGAGAUUAGAAAGAGGUUACUCCCACCAAACAGCAAUAAUGUUAGGUCUGCAAGGUCCUCGUCUCAUACGAGCAGUAGGUCAGUGACGUCAAGAAACACGAACGAUCGUGCAAGUAUUGAUCACAGGAGUCUAGCGUCAGACGAUGCAUCCUCGUACCAAUCGAGUAUCUUUUCGCAUCCAUCCACGAUGUUCACACAAUCGAGUGGAGACAUUGGCCUGACGCCUGUAAGCACAUGCGAGAUCACAACUGCGAAAUUCAUUACACAUGUGACACUAGAGGAGGCUCUACCGAAGACAUUCUUUGACAUGUACACAGCCGAAGUAUUGAUGUCGGAUCCGACGACAGUGCUGCCCAACGGCAGACCGAGCUUUACGAAGAGGGAACUGCUGGACUGGGAUCUCAACGAUAUAAGGUCUUUACUGAUUGUAGAGAAGUCGCGACCGGAAUGGGGCAGCCAGUUACCUGAGGUAACCACGAGUGGACCAAACUUGCCCCAAUUCAGACUGCAAUUACUGCCACUAAACGCAACUGAUAACUGUAUCAUAACGACUCUAGUCAGUUCAGAUCUUUACUUGGAGGCACACCUGGAUUACGAAUUCAAACUAACCAGUGCCAAAUAUACAGUUGCUGCGGCACGGAAGAGACAUGAGCAAAUGACGGGCCGCAAUGAGGCUGUAAUGCAUUUGAGUAAACCGGAAUGGAGAAACAUCAUAGAGAAUUAUCUACUGAACGUCGCAGUGGAGGCUCAAUGUCGCUUCGACUUCAAGCAAAGAUGCUCCGAGUACAGGAAAUGGAAACUUCAGCAGUCGAAUCUAAAGAGACCGGAUAUGCCUCCACCAAAAAUGAUACCGUCAAGGAAAGCCAUGCAAAACAAUCUACUGAAAAUGACCCUAAUGAAAAACCUUCACAACAGCUCUCAACAGGCCAAUAGUAGCGCAACGACUCAGGGAGAGAUGAACGAGUUUCAUAACGAUCAAGGACAGAAAAUUUCGUUGACUCCAGAGGAGAAAGCUAAUAUAUGGGCUCACUGCCAGACUCAGGUAUACCAGAGAUUGGGGCUUGAUUGGAAGCCGGAUUGUGUGAAAUAA